Molecule: messenger RNA, 831 nt
Organism: Echinostoma caproni
Lineage: Eukaryota; Metazoa; Platyhelminthes; Trematoda; Plagiorchiida; Echinostomatidae
Source: the annotation of a GenBank genome assembly
AUGUUCAUUGAUUCCAUAUCAAUUUACCCACCGCAUGCUGAUUUCCCCCCACUUUCUAUCUUGUUCAGCAUUGUGGCAUGCAACACCGAUAAUUUCCAAAGUCAAUUAGCAGAUGUGUUCACCCAUCUUAAUGAAGUCGAGGUUCAACUGAAUGGUCUCGAGGCUUGGGCCGGUCUACCACCCGAAUGUUUUACCUCUACUCCGACCCACUCACAAGGCCUUGCUCCGGAUUUAGACCAAGCUUCGAAUGAAGCACAGGCUCUGGUCGAGCUUGUACAUCGACUAAAAACCACAUUGCGUUCGUUAAUUUCGAAACCAGCAAGCAAUGCUUCAGAUAUUCCCGGUCCUAUUGCCCCGGGUCCUCCUAAAGACAAUCCUACUCCAUCAAAACGACCUCCAACACAACCGUCGGUGGGUGGUACAACUGUGGCUGGUUUCGCUACCGGUGUCGGUGCCUCGACAGAGCCGGAAUCAGGGCGUCAAAUGGAACUCACAAUGACUCCAAAUGAGUAUGGAACUCAAAACACAGCAGCUGAUGAGCUUAGUUUGACCCCUCAUGCGCAGCGAUAUGCUUACAACUCUCCGGGCUCUGUCCCGCCAUUUCCACCCACUAUGCCCGGGACCAACUACGGUCCAUUGUCCACAGGUUCAAAUCCUUCUCCUGGUGUUCCUGGUUCGUAUCUGUCGGCUGAAUUGCAUUCUCAACCCCAUCUGCCGUCUGCCAAGAUUGGAUACACAGAUCCGAUCACAGGUCUACCGUCCCGGUCCACAUACUCUGGUUAUUCGACGCCAAAUACCAAUCCUGAUCCGUUCAGUGGACCGUAUAGUUAA